Drosophila elegans is the source of this 705-nucleotide messenger RNA. RefSeq names its product 60S ribosomal protein L21 (gene RpL21). The record is from RefSeq and is a predicted model, not a curated record. Lineage: Eukaryota; Metazoa; Arthropoda; Insecta; Diptera; Drosophilidae. Gene Ontology annotation, biological process: translation. The transcript has 2 exons. Gene Ontology annotation, cellular component: cytosolic large ribosomal subunit; ribosome. Gene Ontology annotation, molecular function: structural constituent of ribosome. Bases 152 to 631 code for a protein of 159 amino acids.
GUGAAUACGGUAUUAAUCGUUAGGUCCCGAUAUGAAAGCCUAGAUAAAUGUCACAAAGUGGCAUCUCUAUAGAGGUAGCCAUCUUUCUUUCUUUCCCUAACUUAACGAGCGCGUGGACGUCAAUACGUAAAAGGGAACUAGAUCAGAUAAAAUGACCAACUCGAAAGGUUACCGCCGCGGCACACGAGAUAUGUUCUCCCGUCCCUUCCGCAAGCAUGGUGUCAUCCCACUGUCCACAUACAUGCGCGUCUUUAAGAUCGGUGACAUCGUGGACAUAAAGGGACACGGUGCCGUACAGAAAGGUUUGCCCUACAAGGCUUAUCACGGCAAGACCGGUCGGAUCUUCAAUGUGACUCAGCAUGCUGUUGGUGUAAUUGUAAAUAAACGUGUUCGCGGUAAGAUCCUUGCCAAGCGUGUCAAUGUGCGCAUCGAGCACAUCCACCACUCCAAGUGCCGUGAGGAUUUCCUGCGUCGCGUGAAGGAGAACGAGCGGCUGCUGAAGGAGGCCAAGGAGAAGGGUCAAUGGGUCAGCCUCAAGCGUCAGCCUGAGCAGCCGAAGAAGGCGCACUUCGUUAAGAGGCUGGAGGAUCCCAUCGCUCUGGCUCCAAUUCCAUACGAGUUCGUUGCCUAAGCAGCUUUUAUUUGAUUUGCUAUAAAAUUCUGUAGUGAUUGGUUCAAAUAUAAAUGAAUUGAUUUUCUAUAUAA